AACUGAACUUUUUUGUGUCCAUGCAAUAGACCGUUAAAUGUAGUACAUGUACAUGUAGAGGCUGAAACUAAAACUGUAAAAAUUAAUUUUUCUGUUGUUAGUGUUUUUAACACUACCCAUUGUGUAACAAACCUAAAACCUAAACUUAAAUUGUUAAAGUGUUGAUGUCGUCAUAAUAAAUCUAAAUGUAAACAAAAUUAAAUCUUGUUUACAUUUGUUGUUUACAUCUGUUACGUUACGGUUGUUUGAAAUAUAUUCGAUUCUUAAAUUUGAAAACACUGCAUUGUUAUCUUCUUUGAUUUUAUGCGUGGUUUUCUAAAUUAUAAGUUUGGGUCUGUUAAAGCAAACUGUUCUUUUAAUAUUUUGGAUUGAAAUAUUUCGUUAGAUAUACAAUAUACCAAAUGAUUCAAGUUUUUAUAUUUCUGUUUUAUGUGUUUUGAACUAUUAAUUUCUUAUGUUUUGAGUAUAACUUUGGAAGGUUUGCCGUAUGCAAUAGAAUGAAUAGCUGACUUUGUAUGACUUAACGAAAAAUGUUGGAUUGUUUUUUAAUGUUUGGUAUCCUUUUUUCCCUGUUGUACUUCUGGAAUGGCAAAGCAAGUAUAUAGUUUUAGCGUAUUUCGCUUUGUACGUAACGGUUGUUAGACGCCUUUGAUUUUUUUGGACAUUUUCCAUUUUUAUUUUAUAAUUUUUUUUAUAAUUUUUUUUUGUUGCAUAUGCUUAUAUUUCUAGAUAUUUUUUUCACCGGUUAUAAACAUAGAAUAAUGCAGAUUGUGAGCAACCUCGAUCCCAGGGCUUUUUUUCUGUUUUUGCCAUCCCGUUAUAAAAGAGACAAAGAGCUCAGGGUUGAGGUUGAAAUGUGAGUUUUGAAAAUUCAAAAACUGUGUUGUAUGUUUUAUUUUUGUUAUCCCUUAUAUCGGUUUAAUGAGAGAUUCAGUGGGUUCUUCCAUGGGGAUCCACUAGUGUAUAUAAUAAUACGCUUGUGUGAGUAACCAUGUAAGUCCACGAAAUGCAAAGUACGGGUCACUUUCUAACGACGUGGCGUUACGCUUAAAUUUACCAAGUUAAAAAAAGCGCAAAUCAGGGGGAAUUGAAACUUUUAAUUCUUUUUUUUUCGUUAUUCUAAAAAAUAAAACUCAUUUUUUUAGCAUUCGGUUAGUCUUAUAUAUUAAUUCCCUUGCGUGAGUAAAACUGUGAGUCCACGACAUGAAAAUCACGGGUCACUUUUUUAUGAAGUGGCUGUACGCUAAAAUUUAACUAAAAAAGUUAGGGCUGUACUUCAUAGAAAUCGCACAUAGCGUGUAAAUAUAUAACCCGCAGCUAAUAACUAUAUAAAUAUAUAACCUUAGGCUUAAAAAAAAUUAUAAGAGCAUAUAUAUAUAUAGGUAUCGCUAUAUAUGAAACGGUAUUAGAUAUUCACAAAGCAUACGGACUGUUAAAUGAAGUUCCCAGCAUAGAACGGAAAAUUUUGUGAUUACGAAAAACAUGGUUGUUCUUUUUGUAUUCUCUAAUCUUUUAAUUAAAAAUAAAUCUUUAAAAAAACAUUUGAAGAAGAGCAUGGUUUUAUAAAUUAUUCAUACCAAGGUUCUGUAAGGUUUUUUCAUGUUUUUUUUCAGUUUGGAUGAUGUUAUUGAUGCCAGACAUGUUUUAUAGCUAGUUUCAUAAAGUAAGUAAGUAAGUAAGUAAGUAAAGUAAGUAAAUACAUUUAUUUGUUAAGUUAGAUUACAAAAAAUAAACUUUUUAAAAAAAAAAAAUUGUCUAGAGUAUAAAUAAUGCAAUAAUCUAACCUAACAGGAGAGCUAGUCAAAUAGAUAAAUCUAAUCAAGAACUAGCCCCCCUGUCAACCAAAAAAAUAAGAUAGACAUAUAUAUAUAUACGUAGUAGAAAUAAAUUAGAAGACAAAGACAAAACAAACAAAAAAACACAAGAAAAACAAACAAAAAAACACAAGAAAAACAAUCAAUGAAUGAAAUAAGAUAAACAAAAAUUAAACAAAAUUAAAUAAAAAAUAUAGCUAUAUAUAUACAAAAAAUGAAUAACUAAUUAAACUUAAAUUUAAAUUUAAGUGUAGCAAAUAAAUUAUUAGUUUAUAUAUAUUCCUUAUAAGUAUUUACUUAACAAUUGAUUUGUAAUUAUUUUUUUGCACUGGUUUUUGGAUAGUGAUGACAGCUUUUUAUCACUGUGUUGGUUAUUAAUUGUAUUCCAGCAACGGAUUGAUUGAUAUUUUAUACUAUAAAUUCCAUACCAAGUGGUACUAACAUUUGGAAGUAUUAGGUUAUUGUUUGAUGCAUUUCUAGUAUUAUGGGUAUGAGUAUUUGCAACCAGAGUGAAAAUGCCUUGCAGAGGUUUAGGCAAAUUUUUAUGAUAAUGAUCAUACGCAAAUAAAAAGUCUUUCAGCUUAAUUGUGUCAGGAAAAGUAAGUAUUUUGGAUUUAUUAAAUAAUAGAGAAGUAGGGCUGUUUGCAGUUUUGAAGUUCAUAAUUUUAAUUGCUUUAUUUUGAAGGGAGAUAAUUCUAUUCAGGUAGAUGCUUUUGUUAUGUCCCCAUAUUUGACAUCCAUAAGUUAGAUGUGAUAUUAGCUAUUAGCUGCUGUAGCUAGCUAAUGUUAGCAUUAAACUAAAGACUCCCAGUAUACCUAGCUAACCUGUGAGUUUUGUGUUGCUCUUGUAUGUAGCUAGGUACUGUAGUUUAUCUUAGGACUCUUUUUUAUGCAAAUAUAUAAUGUAUUUUUUCACAUUUUGUGUAACUAAACAUCGGUUGCAUGCAAUAUGACAAAAGGAUUUUUAUUUAACAUGCAGUAAUUCUGAUGUUCUAGAUGUUUUUACUAUGACAUUUUGUGUUUUUUUAAAAAAACUUUAAACCAUUUCGAGAGAGUUACUACAUGCUUACACCAAAAAAACCUGUUUUUGAAAAUUCUUAAUCGAUAGAGGUUUUUGACAGUAUGUGGAAAAUUUACGUUGCUUUUUUAUAUUUUUGAUUUUGUUGCAGUACUUACAUGGGUUUUUGAUUUGCUUUUCUUUUGAAAUUUUGUGUUAACUUUUGUGGCACAAGGAUCAUGCAAUAUACCGAAAGAAUUAUUUUUUGUAGAAUUUGACUUUACACCUUGCAAGCUUUUUAUGUUUUUAUAUUAAAAUAAGAAAUUCAACUCUAACAUUAUACAUAUGUUCCCACAUUAUAUAUAGAUAUAAAUUCCCACAAAACCCAUCAAAUGUUAUUAACCCAGAAAAAUUUCCUGGUUCUUUUUUUAGUUUGCGAAGUUCUUUUCCUGCAAAUAUUCUGAAAAUAAAGUUCAGAAAUUACUUAUUUUUAUAAUGUAAAUUCAAUUUGUUUCAAAUGUGGUUUUUACAUUUUCAUGUAAGAGGUUGUGGGUAAAGACAUAAAUCAGCAUGCUAAAAGAACUCCCUUUUUUAAAUUUAGAAUUACUAAACACAACCAUUUUUUUACAUUUAGUGUAAACUUUUGUGCGUAUGGCCAUAUUUAAUACACCAAAAGAGCUACUUUGUUGAUUUCAAUUUUAUAUUCUUUCUAAGUUAUAUUUUUCUUUUUUUUUGACAUUUUGAAUUAACUUAUUGUUGUAGAAAGCAUAUAAUAUACAAUAUAUGCAUAUAAAAAAUGGAAUUUCGCAAAUUUCUGUUUUACCACUCAAUUUUUACAUUUUAUGUAAAUUAUUUGGGACAGAAUGGUAUGAGCUAGACCAAAAUACCUGAUCUUAGUUGUUUUUAAUUUACAGGCUGUACCUGUGAAACUUUAAUGGGAACAUUUGGUGGAAGACAAUGGCAUGCCAUAUACUGAUAGAACUGAUUUUUGUUGUGUUAAUAGAUGUUAAAUCUGAACCUCUUUGACAUUUUAUGUUAAUUUUGCGAGAAAGGACCAUAUAUACACAAAAGAAGAAUUCGAUUUUACACCUUGCAAGCUGUGUUUUUCUAUAUUUUGUAUAAACUCUUACCAGGGAGGACUCUGUGCAAUAUACCGAAAUGACUGAUCCUUCUCAAUUUAAAUUUGAUGCGUUCCAAAUCACAGUUUUUUAAAAUUUUGUGUAAGAUUUAAUGGGUAGGGACAAGAUGCAAAAUGUCAAAAAACUGAUUUGUUUGAAUCAGAAGCACUCCCUACAACCAUUCUUUCUUUUACAGUUUGGGAAGCUUUUGUGGGGAAAGAGUAUAUGCAGUAUCAUCGAAAUACUGAUUUUCUUGCAAACUGUUUUUCUUUGGCAUUUUGGAUUAAAAUAUUGUUUUAGAGAGCAUAUGCAGUAGAUAGGUGUACCAAAAUAAUUAAAUUUUGCAAACUUUGAUUUUGUUGUUACCUCUCAUUUUUUACAUUUUAAUUAAACUUUUGUGGGAGACCGUCGGUAUGCGAAGGACCAAAAUAAGAGAUAUUAGUAUUAUUAAGAAUUUGUAUUUUAUGUUGCAAAUUUGGUGCAAAAAUGGACAUAAAAUGAACUUAUAGAUUGAUUGCUGUUGUUUAACAUGACUCAUUAUGACUUUUAUAUAUAAUUUAUGAAAACAUUUGUGACAGAAUACUAUGUGAGAUUUGAAAUUUUGUUUACUUUAUUGAUGGUAUAACAGCAUGCAAGUUGCUAAAAGAAGUGAUUUUUAUUAAUUUCAGGUUUAAACACCUUUUUUUGUUGUUGACAUUUUCUCUAAAGUUUAGUUAGGAAGGACCGUAUUCAAUAUAUCAAAAAACGUUUUAACACCUUAGAUAAAAAUUUCUACUUACGCACAAUUUAUUGUUUAUUUUUCACAUUUUGUGUCAACCUUUGGUAGGGUUUGCAAUAAACUAACUGAUUUUAACAUAUACAAUGAGAGAGAUUUGGGUUUGACAUUGAUCAGCUUUUUUUGUAUGUGACGUUUUGAGUGAUUUAAGUUUUAUGGGUGAGAUGUAAUUUGAAAUGCUUUUGAAAACUUCUUUCCGAAUAAUUUUCGCAUUUGUCAGAUGGUCAGAACAGUAAUUUUAGUAGAUUUAGAUUUUAAAUGUUACAUAUAUACUGCAGUUGUUGGAUACCUUUAUUUUUUUUGGUCAUUUAUAUAAUAAUGCAGAUGUAAGAUGCUGUAUUGUUUGUUUUGUGAUGGACGUAUAUCUGCUACACAAAUUAAAUGAGAAUACAGUGGAUUCUUCCACGGGAAACAGCUACUAUAUACUAAAUACCAAAGUAUGUGAAGUCUUCGCGCACACAGGUUCUAUAUACCACCUACAAAAUUAAUAGCAGUCUUGUAAUCUAUUGUUGAACUAAAUAAAAUUUACCUAGAAUCCUGUGGAAUUCUUAAUAGGUGUAUAACAACCCAAAAUGUGCGGUAACUUUGUUCCCAGCAUAAUAGUCAUUUUGGUGUGAGAGAUUGCGAUAAAGGGAGAAAGAGCCCCACAUCUAAGGCUGAUCUGACCCAAGUUGAUCUUAUUGUUUGUUCAUUUUUGACAACGAUACAAUUUUCUAAUCUUAUAUUUUAUCUGCGUCAUCUUGAUAACAAUGAAGCCGUCGAAAGCAUUUCCAAAUUACUUCACACAUGACCCAUAAUGCAGCACCCGCGGUAAUGAUAAACGAGACAAUUUAAUUUUCCCUUACGCACCUAAAAGUGUUCGAACGUGUGCCGUCAAGAAAAAAAUAAGCUUGGGAACGAGGUUUCCCCUAGUCAUAAUAAACUAGAGACGGGACGACGAAGUCAUCACAAGAAUAUUUUUUAUUAUUAUUAAGCAAGCGCUAAGAUUAAUUCCCGCGAAAUAUAGUUCCCUGAUGGAACAGCGCAUAAUAAAACUUGAUCAAAUAUAAACCUGAUUGUUUCUAAUCCUUUUACCGGUAACAAAGCGGCAAUACCCCUACUUAUACAAAGUUUUUAAAGCUUACCUGGAUAGCGAUAAUCUUGUCAUUUUAAUUUCACAUCAGCCCAACUGUUACUGACUUUUACUGAACCCUAUUUAUACAAAUUUUUGAUUUUUUUUAACUAGCCGCCCCAAUUUUAUUAUUAUAAAGGGUUAUUACGGAGGAACAAUUUAGCAAUCUAUAUUCAAAUGAUAACUUCAUAGCAAGAUUGUUAUUGUAAGAAUAUGUUUUACCCUGCCAAUCAUUUUCUUUCGUGAUAUAAUAUAUUUUUACCAAAAGAAAGAUAAUUCGACCCAAAUUUGGUAGAUAGUCAACAAGCGACAUGCGAUAAAUAUCGAGCUCGUAAAAUACAGAAGCAACAUCAAGCAUCAGACAAAACCUUGUGUGAAAUCAACACUUAUUAUCAAAAGUUGUGUAGUAAGAAAGACAUUGACUAAAGCAAUAGUGCCGAAAAUAAAAUCUUAUUUCAAGAGGACGAGAGCCAAGGUACAACGAGUUUCACUUAUGUCAGCAUGCUUGUUGUUUUCUUGCACCCAAUUCUUACAUUAGCCAGUCAACAUUCUCAGAAUACUCACCGCAAUCUUGUCUCUUACUGCCCAGAGCUGCUUGAGCAAAAUUUAAAGCGAGUGAAAUUGUAGCUAGAUCGUCUGUCUAAUUAAUAGUACACAUUCAUUACCAUUAAAACUCUCAGAGAUGAAUUACUUACUGACCUAAAGAGAAAUUUGCAUUAAUUUGGUGGCUAAAUUUAAUCUCGUUUAAAACCCGUUAAUACUAUAUCAGUAGAAGGUCUAAGUGGAGCGUUUGUCUUAUCUUAUCUAAGUGUGUAUUCCUUUAAAAAAAUACGAUAAUCAUUAAAAUGAAACAAAAAUUUAAAAACAGGAAGAAAAUUUUUGUUUUGUAUUUUCAGUAAUCAUCUUUGUUUUAGCGUGCAUGUGAGCAUGAAAUAGCUAGCUAGCUAUGUUAUGCCUUGUUUGCAUUUCUUAAAUUUCACUUCUCCUUAUUUAGUUCUUUAAAUAAAGAAUUUGCAUACUAAUGUUUUUUUGUCUUACUUCAGUAGAUUCAGAUGUACUAAUUAAUUCCUUAUUUAAUCAGCUCUAAAUUUUUGCCAUUACUGCAAUUUUUAAUUGCACAUGGUUGUAAUUUUAUUGUUUUACUAAAUGGUAACAAAACAUAUAAAAACUAUGCUAAACAAAUCAAAAUCAAAACAUUAAUUCCUAGCUACUUCUAAAGAAGGAACAACAAGAAGAUAAACAUCGACAUAAUUACAAUGGAGAUAAAAGUAGUAUCCGAUGAAAUCAUUAAGCUUUCUUCAAAAUCUGCAACAAAAGAAAGCAUUUGGUUAAGUGUUUUAGAUGUCUGCCAACCAAAGGUUUAUGUAAACUUUUGUUACUUUUUCAAAAAUGAUGGAACAGAUGGCUCCUUUUCUGUCAAAAAAAUGAUAGAUGGUUUGAAAGUGACCCUUCAAGAAUAUCCUGAAGUGUGUGGUAGCAUUGAAUAUACUACCAGUGGUGGAGUCCUGAAUUUUGAUAAUCAUGGUGUGAAAUUAAUAAAUUCAAAGGCCAAUUUUUCUUUCAAAGAUGUUGAAGCUGUUGGUUUUGAAAUUGAGAAAUUACCAGAAAAAGACAUCUUUCUUCCUGAGCUUCAAGGAUUUUUGUUAGCAAAAGAUGCAUUUCUUUUUAUUGCACAAAUUAUUUCACUUACUGACGACUCGCUUAUGUUGGUGGUAAGCUUUCACCAUGUUCUCUCAGAUGCACAUGGUAUAUUUCGUUUCAUGAAUGCAUGGGCUUCUGCCACAAAACAUGGCCACGUUGGGACAUAUUCUAACAAUACUGACCGGUCUUUAUUGGUAGGAAAUGGCGAAAAACCUACCUCUUUGCUUGACCGAGGAUAUAUUUCUUUAACUGGACCUCCUCCCCAAAUGCCCUCGUUAGGUAAAAUGUCAAAAUAUGAGUUUUUUAUUUCUUUUGCAAAGUUGGACUCUUUAAAGGAACGAUUUUCUGAAGAUUUGCCCGGGAAUAUGUACUUAUCUAAGAAUGAUAUUUUAACUGCUAUCAUAUGGAAAGCUACGGUGGCUGCUAGAGUACAGAAAAAAUGCGAAACGACAAUGAUUGCAACUGUUGUAAAUAGCAGAAAACGAUUUGGUCUUCCAGAAGGAUAUUUUGGAAAUUGCGUUCCUUACCUUUGUAAAAGAUUACCAGUAAAAGAUGUCUUAAAUAUGUCUUUGAAAGAAACGUGUUUACUGUUACGAAAAAAUUAUGAUGUUAUGUCGAAAAAUUAUGUGCAGGAUCUGAUGAAUUGGCUUCAAAAUCAAGAAUCUCUCAUGAGUAUUAUGCCAUCAGUGAAUAUUUUUACCAAUGAUCUGUUGUUUUCGUCUCUUGCACAACACCCUAUGUACGAAUGUGAUUUUGGACUGGGUAAAGCACAUCUUAUCCAACCAGGAGGAGGUCCCAUGUUGCCAGGCCUUAUUUGGAUAUUCCCAACACCUGAAAAUGAUGGUUUGCGUUUUCAAUAUUGUCUUACAGCAGAAGAAAUGGCUGAAUUUUUGGCGAAUGACUAUGUAAUGGACACAAUAGACAUAGUUCGUAAAAUAUAAAAAUUUCUUAGAUAACCUAACUUUUAACACAAAUUUAAUAUUAUUUAAGUGUUUCUUCUUUGUUUUUGUCCUUUGGUCAACAAUAAUUGUAACUUGUGUGAAAAAAUAAAAAUAUGUCAUUUUUAA
Molecule: messenger RNA, 8523 nt
Organism: Hydractinia symbiolongicarpus
Lineage: Eukaryota; Metazoa; Cnidaria; Hydrozoa; Anthoathecata; Hydractiniidae
Exons: 2
Coding region: 7072-8397 (441 amino acids)
Molecular function (GO): acyltransferase activity, transferring groups other than amino-acyl groups
Source: RefSeq, a predicted model, not a curated record